Messenger RNA from Chelonia mydas (Green sea turtle), 4929 nucleotides. RefSeq names its product basonuclin 2 (gene BNC2). Gene Ontology annotation, biological process: regulation of DNA-templated transcription. Lineage: Eukaryota; Metazoa; Chordata; Testudines; Cheloniidae. Gene Ontology annotation, cellular component: nucleus. The record is from RefSeq and is a predicted model, not a curated record. The transcript has 7 exons. Bases 225 to 3491 code for a protein of 1088 amino acids.
UAUUCAGAGGGGAUUGUGCUGGCUUUCUAGUUCCUUCACAGGUGAAAUCAUUUAAUAACAAUGUGGGUCUGCUGCUUCACCAAGUGGCUGUCGGGCCACUUGGAGAGGUUUUGCUGUUCUUAGGAAAUGUUAGUGAUUGGUUGUGUGGUGUAUGCUGAGAAGGAAAAGAGGUUGAACUUGGUAUUUGCAGUGCUCUUCAUGCCUGACACUUCAAAUGCCCCAGAAUGGAAUCUGUGGAAGAAGAAAGCAUUGGAGGAUACUCCUCUGAGAGUAGUUGCACUGAAGGCAAGGAAGAGCCCCUGAGAAGUCCAACAGUCGAGCAGUCAGAAGAGGCAGAAGUGGAUGUGAGAGACAGAGAGACACAGAGACACAGAGAGCGAAAGAGGGCAAGAGACUUGACUUUAAGAGACUCCUGCACUGACAACUCCAUGCAGUUCGGAACAAGAACGGCAACGACCGAAUCUGGUUUCAUGGGGACAUGGCAGAACGCUGACACUAACCUCUUAUUCAGAAUGUCCCAACAGGCCAUCCGCUGUACACUGGUAAAUUGCACAUGUGAAUGUUUCCAGCCAGGGAAGAUUAACCUGAGAACCUGUGACCAUUGUAAACAUGGCUGGGUGGCACAUGCUUUGGACAAGCUUAGCACUCAGCAUCUGUACCACCCUACCCAAGUGGAGAUUGUGCAGUCCAACGUAGUGUUUGACAUCAGCAGCCUGAUGCUCUAUGGUACCCAGGCUGUGCCUGUGAGACUGAAGAUAUUGCUGGACCGACUCUUCAGUGUAUUGAAGCAGGAAGAGGUGCUGCACAUCCUGCAUGGCUUAGGCUGGACGCUUCGGGACUACGUGCGGGGCUACAUCCUUCAGGAUGCUGCAGGCAAGGUGCUGGACCGCUGGGCCAUCAUGUCCAGGGAAGAAGAGAUUAUUACCCUUCAGCAGUUUCUAAGAUUUGGAGAAACCAAAUCCAUCGUGGAGCUGAUGGCAAUUCAAGAAAAAGAAGGGCAGGCUGUGGCUGUGCCAUCUUCAAAGACAGAUUCAGAUAUAAGGACUUUUAUUGAAAGCAAUAAUCGCACUAGGAGCCCAAGUCUCCUUGCUCACCUGGAGAACAGCAACCCUUCCAGCAUUCAUCACUUUGAAAACAUCCCUAACAGCCUUGCGUUUCUGCUUCCAUUCCAGUACAUAAAUCCCGUCUCUGCUCCAUUGCUGGGGCUGCCUCCAAAUGGCCUCCUGCUGGAACAGCCUGCUCUGAGGCUGCGUGAGCCAAGCCUUUCUACCCAAAAUGAAUAUAAUGAAAGCAGUGAAUCUGAAGUUUCUCCCACUCCUUUCAAGAAUGAGCAGACAUCCAGCAGGAAUGCUUUGACCAGCAUCACAAAUGUAGAACCCAAAACUGAGCCAGCCUGUGUGUCUCCUGUUCAAACAUCAACACCCAUUAAUGAUUUGUCCAAAACUGAGCACACGAAAAGCUCAUUCAGGAUUCACAGAAUGAGAAGAAUGGGAUCGGCAUCAAGAAAAGGGAGAGUGUUCUGCAAUGCGUGCGGUAAAACUUUCUAUGACAAAGGUACUCUCAAAAUCCACUACAAUGCAGUUCAUCUUAAAAUCAAACACCGGUGCACGAUUGAAGGCUGCAACAUGGUCUUCAGCUCCCUUAGAAGUCGCAAUCGUCACAGUGCUAACCCUAACCCCCGCCUUCACAUGCCUAUGCUAAGGAACAACCGAGACAAAGAUCUAAUCCGUGCUACAUCAGGAGCUGCCACCCCCGUCAUAGCAAGUACAAAAUCCGGUCUUACCUUAACGAGUCCUGGUCGGCCUCCAAUGGGUUUUACUACUCCCCCAUUAGACCCUGUACUACAGAACCCUCUUUCUAGCCAGCUGGUGUUUCCAGCUUUAAAGACUGUCCAGCCUGUUCCUCCUUUUUACAGAAGUUUACUUACUCCUGGAGAGAUGGUGAGCCCUCCAACCUCAUUACCCACCAGUCCCAUCAUACCAACAGGUGGUUCAGUGGAGCAGCAUCCUCCCCUUCCUUCAGAGUCAUCGGUACCUGUGAUGGUGAUGCCUACCCAUGAGCCUAAUGCUGACCUUGCCCCUAAAAAGAAACCAAGGAAGUCAAGCAUGCCAGUUAAAAUAGAAAAGGAAGUUAUUGAUACUGCUGACGAGUUUGACGAUGAAGAUGAUGAAGCUAAUGACAACAGCACAAUGGCUAACGAUAUUGGUCAUGACAAUCACUGCCAUUCGCAGGAGGAAAUGAGCCCAGGAUUGUCUGUGAAAGACUUUUCUAAAAACGGUAGAAGCAGAUGCAUUUCCAGGACAGAGAUAAGAAGGGCAGACAGCAUGACCUCAGAAGACCAAGAGCAUGAGAGAGACUAUGAAAACGAGUCAGAAUCCUCAGAGCCAAAAUUGUGUGAGGAAUCCAUGGAAGGUGAUGAACACAUGCAUGAAUCCAAUGAAAAGUCUAUGAUGAACAGUGAGAUGCCAGAUGAAAAUCACAAUGAAUCUUCUCACCGGGAUGUAAUUAAGGUGAAGGAAGAGUUUACAGACCCUACCUAUGAUAUGUUUUACAUGAGCCAAUAUGGACUGUAUAAUGGGGGCAGUGCCAGUAUGGCUGCCCUUCAUGAAAGUUUCACUUCAACAUUCAACUACAACAGUCCUCAGAAGUUCUCUCCAGAAGGUGACCUAUGUUCCAGCCCAGAUCCCAAGAUCUGCUAUGUCUGCAAGAAGAGUUUCAAAAGUUCCUAUAGUGUGAAGCUUCACUACAGGAACGUUCAUUUAAAAGAGAUGCAUGUCUGCACAGUGGCUGGCUGUAACGCUGCCUUCCCAUCACGGAGAAGCAGAGACAGGCACAGUGCUAACAUAAACCUGCACCGUAAACUGUUGACCAAAGAACUGGAUGACAUGGGACUGGACACCUCUCAACCUUCUCUUAGUAAGGACCUCCGUGAUGAAUUUUUGGUGAAGAUCUAUGGCACCCAGCAUCAAAUGGGGCUUGACAUAAGGGAAGACACCUCCUCACCAGCUGGUACUGAGGAUUCCCACAUGAAUGGGUAUGGAAGGGGCAUGUCUGAAGACUACAUGGUCCUAGACCUGAGCACCACCUCCAGCAUCCAGUCCAGCAGCAGUAUCCAUUCCUCAAGAGAAUCUGAUGCAGGCAGCGAUGAGGGGAUUCUCCUGGAUGACGUUGAUGGGGCAAGUGACAGUGGGGAAUCUGCACACAAAAUGGACACCCCUGCCAUAGGUGUAGGUAUGGGUUCCGACCUUCCAGGAUCCCUCAUGUUCAACAAUGUUUCAAUGAGCAACGGUGGGAUAAUGUGUAACAUUUGCCACAAAAUGUACAGCAACAAGGGGACCCUCAGGGUGCACUAUAAAACGGUGCACUUGCGAGAAAUGCACAAGUGCAAAGUCCCUGGGUGCAACAUGAUGUUUUCCUCUGUCCGCAGCCGAAAUCGGCACAGUCAGAACCCUAACCUGCAUAAAAACAUUCCCUUCACUUCAGUAGAUUAGUUUAAGGAUGGACACGCAAAUGCCAGCUCUCACGGAGGGCCUACCAUGUUUGAACUGCCAUAUACAGUGUGUAUGUGUAUAUAUAUAUAUAUAUAUAUAUGUAUGCAUGUAUGUAUGUAUAUAUAUAUGUGUAUAUAUAUAUGUAUGUAUAUAUAUACACACACACACACAUGCAUAUAUAUAUAUAUAUAUAAAUGUAUAUAUAUAUAUAUAUAUAUAUAAUCUUUUUCUUUUUUAACAAAAGGAAAACACCAGGUGCUUUUGUUUAUUUGUUUUCAUUUUCCUUCGUUGGGUUUGGGGUGGGGGUGGGGGCAGGGGAAGGUUAAGAAGGGAUGGAAUCUUUAACUGGGGGUGAAAUACCCUCAAUAAAAACCACAGAAACUUGCAAUUAGCCCCAGUUUUGUUAGGAAAUUCUUGGUCAUCUCCAAAGAGACAAAUUGUUCUACCCAUGAUUAUUGUCUGCAAAAAAACAAAAAACAAAGAAGCAAAAAGAGGGUGUGGGGAAGAACUUCUUGGUUAUCAUUGUGUACUUUAAGCCGUUGGGAGAAACUUCUACUAAGCAUGGCUGUUACACUUGUAUAUAUACUGAGCCUUGAGAGGCCUAUGAUGUAAAACAAUUGUAUUGAUGGUGGUUUAACUCUCUCUCUUUUUUAAUUUUUACAGUUACAUCCAGCUGUUAGAUAUGCAGAAAAAAAUAGUUUACUGGCUAGCUCUAUUCAAUUUAUGUUAGCUUUAAUGCACAUUUUUAAAAGAAACACGGUCUUGUUUUAACUACCUGCUAUAUAUAAGUAAUACAGAGGGGCUGGCAUGCUUUACAGUACCUGAUCUGAUACAGCUUUUUUGUCUUGUACUAUUACAUAAAUCCAGUCAUGCACUUUUUUCAUACACUACAAGGGGAUGUGUAAUAAUAUCCAUGCUUUUUUUUCCCUUAAACUAUUGCCAUAUUUUCAGUAAGUGUCUUUAAAAAAAACACACUUAGAUAAAAGUGGUCUGGUCAGUAUGGGGCAUGAAUGCCAAACAAAAAGUAUUAGUAUUUAGUGUUAAUACAAAAGUGCCAACUUUGCACAAGUUUUCAGAAAAGAAAAUAUAACUAGUUACUCACUAUAAACCAGAGGCUGAGUUUUUGGCUAACAGAAAAAUGCUAGGGGAAGAAAAACAUAAAGAACACUUGGUGCUUUUUUCAAGUGUCAAAUAUUAUUAGAAUCAACAGUGCAUCUUUAUUUCUUAUAUGUUACAUUACAUAAAAGGAAAACAGAAUUAUGUGGUGUGAAUCAGUGGAGGCAUUUCCUCUGUUGAGCAAGGAUAAUAUUGCAGGAUAUAGAUGCCGAAAUUAGUUACUGCAGAACAAAGCUAGAUACAGUGAAUCCAUUCUGGUGCUCCUUAGUCCUGGGCUUUUGUGUUCUUUAAAAAAAAAAAAAAAAAGAAAAAGAAAAAGAAA